AUGACAACAAGUGCACAUCAACAACAAGAAUUACGGCAAUUACGCCCUUUUUGUUAUUGUUUGCAUUUAAUAACAUUUUCUCAAUAUUGUGAUAUAAUAGCAUAAUAGUAAGUUUUAGAAAGUUCAGUAAGUGGAAUGCAUUCCAAAGCUACAUUGAUGUUUUUUGGUAUAAUUGUAUUUUUAUCAAUAUUUGAAAUAGGUAGUGCUGUGAGGUGUUUCCAAUGUAGUUCAAAUGAAGAUGGACCAAAUGAAGAUAAUUGUGGAGCAUACCGAAAGUUUUACAAACAUGAUCAUAUUGCUGUUGAAUGUAACAGUGAAGAAAGUCAUAUGCCUGGGUCCUUUUGCAUGAAGGUUACACAGCAAAGUCCAAAGGGCUUCAUUUGGGAUGGUAGAUGGAGACAGGUAAUCAGAAGAUGUGCCUCUGUUGCUGAUACUGGUGUUACAGGGGUCUGUAAUUGGGGUGUAUAUGAAAAUGGCAUAUACUGGGAAGAGUGUUACUGCUCAGAAGAUGAGUGUAAUGGAGGAGCAGGUAUUAGUGUGUCAAAGGUAUUAGGCUUGAGUAUAGCAGCAGUUGUAGUAGUUCUGCAAUAUUUAUUAUCAUGAAAAUUAAUUGAACAUGAUAUGAGGAAUAGUAAGUUCAUAAAAUUUUUAAAUUAGACAGUUUAUGUUACUUUAGUUUUGGUAUCCAUUUUUACAAAAAAGAAAGGUCUGAGGAAUAACUUGUUAGCAUACUGUGUUGAUGAAAUGAAAUUUUCUUCAAAGGUAUAUUUAUCUGGUUUGGUGCCUUAAUUGAGAAUACUCCCACUUCAACAACUUUCAUUUCUAGUACAGGAGUAACCAAUUGUCAAUUGUCAUAUCAUGUAGGAACAUAGAUAUAGUGAUUUACUGAUUUUGGAAAUUUGCUGGCAAUUAUUACAUCUAUUUUUACUAAAUUCUUCAUUCAUGCUUCACCCAAUGUAUGUUUAUCAGAAUCUCAUAUUAUUUUAAUAAGAUAAUUAUAUUGACUUGACAUAUCAUAUUAAAAGUGCCUAUUGAUUGCUUACUGAUCAUCCGUCCAUUGCUUGAAUAUGUGUAAAUAUUUUUUUGUUAUUUUAUAUUUUUUAUAGAUGAAUAAAAUCAUUACAAUUUAUACA
Molecule: messenger RNA, 1133 nt
Organism: Phaedon cochleariae (mustard beetle)
Lineage: Eukaryota; Metazoa; Arthropoda; Insecta; Coleoptera; Chrysomelidae
Source: the annotation of a GenBank genome assembly